Messenger RNA from Arachis duranensis, 2653 nucleotides. RefSeq names its product G-type lectin S-receptor-like serine/threonine-protein kinase At4g27290. The transcript has 7 exons. Gene Ontology annotation, biological process: protein phosphorylation; recognition of pollen. The coding region runs from base 50 to 2542 and encodes 830 amino acids. Gene Ontology annotation, molecular function: ATP binding; protein serine/threonine kinase activity. The record is from RefSeq and is a predicted model, not a curated record. Lineage: Eukaryota; Viridiplantae; Streptophyta; Magnoliopsida; Fabales; Fabaceae.
GAGCACUAUUACCAAGUUACCUACAAUAAUAAUAAAGCAAAACAAAACAAUGGAAAAGUUCACCUUUCUUCUGUUGUGCUUCUUAUUGCUGCAUGAUAUAGCCGUUUCCACUGCCAUAGAAAGCAUUAGUAUUACACGGUCCCUCACUGAUGGUGACACCAUGGUUUCAGCCGGUGGAACCUUUGCAGUUGGAUUCUUAAGUAUUCCAGAAAGUUCCAAGAACCGUUACCUUGGGAUAUGGUACAAUAAAGUGCCAUCUAACACAGUAGUAUGGAUUGCCAAUAGAAACACUCCACUUAAUGACUCGUCCGGGGUCUUGAAGUUCACUGGCAAUGGAACUCUUGCUCUUCAUACUCAUAACGAUACCAUCAUUUGGCAUUCCAACUCAUCAAGAUUCGCGCAGCGACCAGUUGUUGCAGUGCUUUUGGAGUCAGGGAACCUGGUUGUGAAGGAAGAUGGGAGCAAUGAUGAUGAUUUGAAGAGUUUCAUUUGGCAGAGUUUUGAUUACCCUUAUGACACGCUACUGCCAGGGAUGAAACUGGGAAGUGACUUAACUACAGGCCUUACCAGGUACCUAAUAUCGCAGAUUAGUUCUGAUGAUCCUUCUGAAGGUAGCUAUACUUAUCAGCUUAAUAUUGUUGGAUAUCCUCAAUUAUGUAUAAAAAAUGGCCAAUCCGUGACAUAUAGUAGUGGAUCUUGGAACGGUCUUCGGUUUGGUGGAAUUCCCCAGUUAAAACAUAAUACUUUUUACAACUUUUACUUUGUUUACAACAAGGAAGAGAUAUAUUACACAUAUGAGCUUGUCAAUAACGCUGUAUAUACAAGGUCCGUGCUAUCUGCAGACGGAUCAGUGAAUCGUUAUGUGUGGAGUGUUACGAAUAAGAGCUGGAGUCCCUAUCUAACAAUACCAACUGAUAUCUGUGAUUAUUAUGGUAAAUGUGGAGCAUAUGGUAUCUGUAAUGUAGCCAAUUCCCCUGUAUGUAGUUGCUUAUUGAACGGAUUCGAACCUAAAGUCCCUGAAGAAUGGAAUCAGGCAGAUUGGUCUAAUGGUUGUGUUAGAAUCAACAAAUUGAGUUGCCAGGAUGAUGGAUUUGUAAAGUUGUCUGGUUUAAAGUUACCAAACACACAAAGAGCAUCAUGGUUAAAUAAUAGCAUGAGUCUUGAUGAGUGUGCUAAUCUAUGCAUGAAGAAUUGUUCCUGCAAGGCUUAUGCUGCUUUUGAUAUCAGGGAAGAAGGAAGAGGGUGUUUAUUCUGGUAUGAUGAGCUGAUAGAUAUUAGAGUGCUGAGUGAUCCACAGCAAGAUCUUUAUGUCAGAAUGUCAAGGAAAGAUAUAGAUGAAAUUAAUAAGGCAUCACAUAAAUCCAAGAUCGGGAAGCUGCAGAUUAUUGCUUCCAUCACAGUCAUUUCUGUAGGAAUUUUGAUCCUAUGCCUAUCCUUCACCCUAUACAGAAGAAAGAAGCAGCAGAUAAACUAUAGAAACAUGAGAGACAGUCCAGAAAGAUAUGCACGUGUAAUACAAGAGCAUCAGGAGGAAGAACUAGAACUACCACUGUUUGAUAUGGCUACACUUAUUGCUGCAACCAAUAACUUCUCCACCAGUAACAUAUUAGGAAAAGGUGGUUUUGGAACUGUUUAUCAGGGUAUGCUGAAAGAUGGAAGAGAAAUAGCAGUUAAGAGGCUCUCAGUACAUUCUAGACAAGGUCUUCAAGAGUUCAAAAGUGAAGUGUUGAAUGUAGUCAAACUUCAGCAUAGGAAUUUGGUGAAGCUUCUAGGGUGUUGCAUUCAAGCAGAAGAAAGAAUGCUGGUCUAUGAAUAUAUGCCAAAUAAAAGCUUGGACUACUUCAUAUUUGAUAAAGAGAGAAGCAUGCAAUUAGUUUGGUCUCAGCGUUUCCUUAUUAUCAUUGGGAUUGCACGGGGCAUUCUCUAUCUCCAUCAAGAUUCAAGACAUCGAAUAGUUCAUAGAGAUCUCAAGGCUAGCAAUAUUCUGCUAGAUGAUGAAAUGAAUGCCAAAAUCUCUGAUUUUGGACUAGCUAGAAGCUUUAUUGGAAAUGAAAAUGAAGCAAACACAACAACAAUUGUCGGAACUUAUGGUUAUGUAUCACCAGAGUACCUAAUUGAUGGAAUUUUCUCAACAAAGUCUGAUGUUUAUAGCUUCGGUGUGCUUGUAUUAGAGAUAGUAAGUGGAAAAAGAAAUAGAGGGUUCAGCAACAGAAAUCAUCGCUUUAAUCUUCUGGGGCAUGUAUGGAAACUCUUUAUAGAAGGUAAUUGCUCUGAAAUAGUUGAUCCGUCCAUCAGAAAUUCGUCCGAUUUAUCCGGAGUCAUAAGAGCAAUUCAUGUGGGUCUACUUUGUGUUCAACAGAAUCCAGAAGACAGGCCAAGCAUGUUGCAUGUUCUUAUGAUGCUAAGUAGCGAAUGCACAUUGCUUCAACCAAAAAUGCCAGGGUUCUUCACUGAGAGAGAUCUUGUUGGUGACACUUCAUCAAGCAAGAGUGAACUAGUGUCAUUUAAUGAAAUCACAGUUAGUGUGGUGCAUCCACGGUAGAUGUUGUUUCUUAAAUAAUUGAUUAGCUAAAUUCACCACAUGACAGUAGCAUACAAUCCUUUUGAAAAUUUAACACUGAUGUUUAGCAGUUUAGGGGAUUUUGUUAAUUGA